AUGUCGCAAGCAGGAGCUCGCAUUCUCGCCCACAGAGCGGCACAUCUGCCUACUUCCAUCACACCGGGAGCUAACGCCAUCAAGAGCACUCGCGAGGUUCUCGGUCUGAUCCACGAUCGUAAUGUAGACAUCGUCAUUCCACGCCUUGAGGGCAAGAACGACGUUUGUCGCUGCGAUGUAUAUCGUCCCAAAGACACCGCUGAUGGCAAGAAGUAUCCUGUCCUCAUGACGUCCGGCCCUUACGGUAAAGACAUCGCCUACUCCGAGUUCUACCCCGAGUCCUUCGCCGAGCUACCUGACGAACAAAAAUCGGAGCUGUCCGCAUGGGAGGUCCCGGAGCCGACCUACUGGACCCGUCAAGGCUUUAUUGUCGUUCGAGUCGACGAGCAAGGCACCGGUCAGUCACCCGGUUUCCUCGACACCAUGUCCGAUCAGACCGCAAACAAUUUCUUCCACUCGAUCGAAUGGGCUGCCUCUCAGCCCUGGUCUUCGGGCAAGGUCGGAUUGCUCGGCAUCUCCUACUACGCCGGCAGCCAAUGGCGUGUAGCCGCUCGAAAGCCCAAAGGACUCGCUGCCUGCGUCAUCUGGGAAGGCAUGUCAGACUACUACCGCGAUCGUGUCCGUAAGGGUGGCAUCUACGGCGAUGGCUUCGUCACCAUGUGGCAGAACUACCAAAUCAACUCAAAUCAGUACGGUCGUGCUGCCGCGCCGCCUCCGAAGAAGACGUUUGGUCCCGGCCGCAACGCCAAGGUGCCAAGUAUCGAAGGCGUUCUCACGCCCGAACAGCUCAAAGAGAACCGCACUGAUCAGACGGUCGACAAUGCUGAGAACCUCUACCUCGAUCAGGAAUACUACGCUUCUAGAGAGUUCGAUCUCGCCGACAUCGAGAUUCCGCUGCUGAGCGUCGGCAAUUUGGGUGGCAUCGCACUCCAUCUUCGAGGCAACGUCGCUGGCUACCUUGGUGCAGGCUCCAAGAACAAGUGGCUUUGGCUCAUCACUGGCCGUCACGAUCUGCCAUUCUACCUGCCUGAGCGUGUCGAGCUACAGAAGUCCUUCCUGGACGCCUUCCUUCAUGGCAAAGAUGAUCGCGGCUGGCUGAAGGGUCCCAACGCAGACGCCGGUGUUCCCGCGGUCAAUUACGUCGUCCGCAGGGGCUCACCUAAAUUCAACACGAUCGAGGGCGACCGCUCGUUUCCCGAGAAGAUCGCCACCGCUUGGCCUUUGCCCAACACCACGUACACACCCUUCUUCCUCUCGGCUGACCAUCAGCUCAAGACGGACCAGCAACAAGCUGCCGCAGCUACCAACGGUGUUGCCGGUGUUGAAGGUCAUCAACCCAGCUCGGCCGAUCAGGUGUGCUACAAGGGCUUCGAUGGCGAGAGUGUCAAGUUUGAGCACAAGGUCGCCGAGGGCGAGAUCGAGAUCACCGGCCACCCUCACCUGCGUCUGCUAAUGAGCGUUGAUGCCGACCCACAGACUGGAGCGGUCCCAUCUGAAGCCGACAUCUUUGUCACUCUUCGACACCUCAAUGCCGAGGGCAAAGAGAUCCAGUACACCGGCACUGCAGGUGACCCAUGCCCUAUCGUCAAAGGCUGGCUGCGCGCAUCCGUUCGCAAGGUGGACCAAGGCAAGAGCUCAGAGGUCCUGCCUCACCGCAAUUAUCGCAGCACCGAAGUGGCGCCCGUCGAAGCAGGCAAAAUCUACGCGAUGGAUGUCGAGAUCUGGCCCACCAACGUCGUCAUCCCUGCCGGUCACACUUUGCAGCUCGAAGUCGGACCUCAAGAUCAGCAGGGUGGCGGUGUGUUCACCCACACUCACCCUCAUGACCGAGUCAAGGACAAGCUGACAGGUGUAAACACCAUCCACACGGGUGCAGUCCAGUCCGAGAAGGUCGACACGCUCGGCAUCAGUAGCAAGACGCCCGUUCUCGGUAGUGAAGUGCUAGCCAGCUGUCUCGUUCUUCCUAUUAUUCAGUAA
This is a messenger RNA of Pseudozyma hubeiensis SY62, 1977 nucleotides long. RefSeq lists its product as hypothetical. Gene Ontology annotation, molecular function: dipeptidyl-peptidase activity. The transcript has a single exon. Bases 1 to 1977 code for a protein of 658 amino acids. The record is from RefSeq and is a predicted model, not a curated record. Lineage: Eukaryota; Fungi; Basidiomycota; Ustilaginomycetes; Ustilaginales; Ustilaginaceae.